AUGGCCGCCGCCGCCUCCGCUCCCGCCGCCGCCGCUGCGGGGGCUCCCGCGGCUCCCGGGGCGCCGCCCACCGAGAGCAAGAGGAUCAGCGACCUGCGCGUCAUCGACCUCAAGUCGGAGCUCAAGCGGCGCAACCUGGACAUCACCGGCGUGAAGACGGUGCUCAUCGCCCGGCUCAAGCAGGCUAUUGAAGAGGAAGGAGGUGAUCCAGAUAAUAUUGAAAUAAGUGUUUCAGCUGACACACCCACCAAGAAGCCAACUAAAGGCAAAGGUAAAAAGCAGGAAGCUGAUGAAUUGACUGGUGAUGCUUCAGUGGAAGAGGACUCCUUUGUCAAGGUAAUAAAAGAAAGUGAAUUGGAGACUCAAGAUGCAAGUGAUCAAGAUGGAAAUGAUGAAUUGAAAGACUUCAAAGAAUCAGUUGAAGAUGAGAACUUGAAUUCUAAAGAACUACCAUCUUCAGAAAAGAAAAGAUACCAUGACCCGGAGCCAGUGGAGACAACAGAAGAUGUGGAGAAGGAUUCUGAAAGUCAGGAAAAUGAAGGUCCAGACAUAGAAGAUUACACUUUUCCAGCUGUCCAUGAUGGGGAAGAUGAAGAAAAUGAGAAAGAUAAAGCAGGUUCUGGUGAUGGUACACAAGAAGUAUCUAAACCUCUUCCUUCAGAAGAAAGCCUAGCUGAGGCUGAUCACACGGCUCAUGAAGAGAUGGAAGCUAACCCCUCUGUGAAAGAAGCUGAGGAUGAUAACAUAUCGGUUACAAUCCAGGCCGAAGAUGCCAUCACUCUGGAUUUUGAUGGUGAUGACCUCCUAGAAACAGGUAAAAAUGUGAAAAUUACAGAUUCUGAAGCAAGUAAGCCAAAGGAUGUGCAGGAUACCAUUUCACAGAGCCUGGAGAAGGAAAGCAAGGACUAUGAGGUGACUGAGAACCAUAAAGAUGGUAAGAAGGAAGACUCCGUGAAGGGUGAUCCAGUCAAGAAGGAAGCCAGAGAAAGUUCAAAGAAAGCAGAAUCUGGAGACAAAGAAAAGGAUACUUUGAAGAAAGGUCCCUCGUCUACUGGGGCCUCUGGUCAAGCAAAGAGCUCUACUAAGGAAUCUAAAGAAAGCAAGACAACAUCAAAGGAUGAUAAAGGAAGCACGAGCAGUGUUAGUGGUAGCAGUGGAAGUUCAACUAGGAACCUCUGGGUUAGCGGACUGUCUUCCAACACAAAAGCUGCUGACUUGAAAAAUCUCUUUGGCAAAUAUGGAAAGGUACUUGGUGCAAAGGUGGUCACAAAUGCACGAAGCCCGGGGGCAAAAUGCUACGGCAUAGUAACAAUGUCCUCUAGCACAGAAGUGGCCCGGUGUAUCGCACACCUGCACCGCACAGAGCUGCACGGACAGCAGAUCUCUGUGGAGAAAGUGAAAGGUGAUCCCUCCAAAAAAGAGUUGAAGAAGGAAAGUGAUGAGAAAUCUAGUUCGGGUAGGAGCGUAGGAGAUAAGAAGACUGCAUCAAGUGACAAAGCCAGCAAAACUCCGUCAACCAAAAAAGAAGAAAAGAAAUCAGAGAAAUCUGAAAAAAAAGAAAGUAAAGAAACCAAGAAAACAGAAGGUAAAGAUGAGAAGAGUGAUAAUGGAACAAGUGGCCCUAAUCAAGAAUCCACUAAAAAAACUGAAGAAAAGAAAAGAAUAAGUGGUAAAAGCCCAGGUCAAGUUGUAGUUUUAGACCAAACAAAAGGAGACCAAGGCCACACUAGGACAGUUAGAAGGGGAAGGUUUGAUAAACCACAGAUAUUGAGGAACAAAGAGCGUAUUAUUCAAGAGAAAGUGAAAUUCAGGGAAUACAGGGGUAGAAAGGAUAUCUUGCCUUUUGAAAAGAUGAAGGAACAGAGAUUGCGAGAACACAUGGUUCGGUUGGAAAGGAUACGACGAGCUGUUGAACUGCGAAGGCGAAGAGAAAUUGCAGAGCGGGAGCGGCGCGAGCGAGAGCGGAUCCGGAUAAUGCACGAGCGAGAAGAGUGCCUGCAGAGGGAAAGGGAGAGACUGGAAAUUGAGAGGCAGAAGCUGGAGAGGGAGAGGAUGGAACGGGAGCGAUUGGAGAGAGAGCGUGUUCGGAUUGAACAGGAGCGUCGGAAAGAAGCGGAGCGAAUCGCGCGGGAGAGGGAGGAGCUGCGGCGGCAGCAGCAGCAGCUCCGCUAUGAGCAGGAGAAGAGGAAUUCUUUGAAACGGCCACGGGAUGUAGAUCACAGGAGAGAUGAUCCUUACUGGAACGAGAGUAAGAAGAUGGCUCUUGAUACAGACGCACGUUUUGGCCAUGGCUCAGAUUACAGCCGCCAGCAGAACAGGUUCAAUGACUUUGAUCACAGAGAACGAGGCCGAUAUCCAGAAGGUUCUGUUCCAUCAUCUUCUUUUGAUAGGCGAGAUCGUUUUGUAAAUCAAGGUGAGGCAAAAAAGACUCGCCCAACAGCACGAAGGGAAGAGCCAGGCUUUGAGAGAUACCCCAAGACCUUCAGUGAGUCCAGAAGAAAUGAACCACCACAGGCAAGAAGCGAACUGCGGGACACGGACAGGCGCGAGGUGCGGGGAGACAGGGAUGAGAGGAGGACGGUGAUCAUUCACGACAGACCAGACACCCCUCACGGCCGACACCCCAGAGAAACCGCCUCCAACCCACCCCGGCAAACCAACUGGAAGGGCGAGGGAGGCAUCAGCACAGACAAACGGGAUGGCAGCAAUUUUUACAGAGGCGAGCGGCCGGAGCGGUCGGGAAGGGAAGUGUCCGGCCACGUGAGGGGAGCGCCGCCCGGGAGCCGCAGCAGCGCCUCCGGCUACGGGGGCAGGGAAGGAGAACGGGGCGUGAUGGGAGACAGAGGUGGAGGACAACACUACAACGAGGACAGACACGUCGUAGAACGCCACAGUCGUGAAGCUGGACCAAGGAAAGAGUGGCAUGGACCUAGUUCUCAAGGAAGUGGCUACCAUGACACAAGGAGAAUGGGAGAUGGCCGUGGAGGAGGGGGCAUGAUGGCCCCACAUACAAGUAACUCUUCACCCAUUAAUAGAGUUGUACAGAUCACAGGCAAUUCCAUGCAGAGGGGAAGUGGCUCAGGAUUUAAGCCAUUUAAAGGUGGACCUCCACGAAGAUUCUAAGAUCUACAGCUGUUUGGUUUCAAGAUAACUUAUUGAAAUUUCUUGUAAACUUUCUCUGAUUAAGAACAGGAAAUCUUGUCUGGAAAUCCUGGUUAAAUUUUUUAAUUUAACAUGAUUAUUUUCCUCUCAAUUUUGGAGGCAUUUUCAUAGUUACGUUGUAAUUUUGGAUAGUUUUUGUGUAUCUUUGAUAAGCAUUUUCCCUGAGGCACUAGAGCUGUGUAAAAAGACAUUGGAACCAAAAUAUUUGUUAAUUCUGUACAAAAGGAUAGUUUGCAGCUGUGUGCUAGUAGUUUGAUUUGCCAACAUUAGCUCUGUGGUGUCAUGCUUUAAGGUUAGCUACUUCUCACAACAUCCACAAUAACCUCCAUUUUGAAGGUUGUCCGGACUAUUAUCUCUGCUUUCUAAUUUGUAGAGAAAUAAGAUUUGUUCCUUCAUUACUGGGUAUUAUGUAACCUAUUUUUGCAGAAGGUACUGUUACAUUGAGUGCAUUUAUGUGUAUUCUUGCAAAUGUAUUCUUUUGAAAUAAACCUUCAUAUUCUGUAUAGCUUCUAGUAAGUCUUUAAAGCAGUCUUUGGGGAAGGCAGGCAGAAUUAAACAGACAUGUUGGCAUAGCAAAUCAAAGCAUGGGUGCGUUAGGUUCUAACUAAGACUUGUCUCCUUCACUGUUAGUGAAUUGACAGUAACAGUGUCAACAGAAGCACAUUUGCUCACAGAACAAAGAUUAGAACCAAAAAAUAGCAAAAUACUCAAGCAAGGCCCAAAGAAACAAUUUUAGUUUGCUCUUUGUGUUUAGCAAAGCUCUGUGGAAGUUUGAAGCAGCUGGGGUUUGACAUCAGAAACCACAAACUCCUUGCAGGGCUUGGGGACUCCUGCAGCUGCUCCUGAUGCAGCCCUGAGCAGAACGCUGCAUCUUGUUAAACCAUUUGGAUUGGGUCAGCAUGGAAGGGCCUGUGUUAAACCAGGCCCAAAGAGAAAUGCCAGGCAGCCAGGUCAGGACUCAUUCAGCACCCAGCCAGGGUAAGGGUACAGCCACAACUCUGCUGUUCAGCAAGGGAGAAAAGCAAUGAAUCCCACUUGGAAAAGCUGGGGGCUGGAUGGCUGCCCAAAUAACGGGGCACUCCUAGCAGAACAGAAGAGCUUAGGAAAUAGUCCUUGAAUAAGAGCUGGAAAGGUUCUGAUCCAGAUUGCCUGUGAAAGAAGGAUUUCAGUUACAUUUUUUAAGGCAUGAGACAGUAAGAAGAUGCUGAUUUCUGCUUGCUGUGUGGAAGAACUGCUGAACACCUGCAGUGUUCCAGGGGAAUCAAGAGCAGAGAAUGAGUUCAACUAAACUGGUUUUGAGUAAGCAGCCUUUCAGGAAGGAUGGAGAAGAGAGAAACUGAGAAACCUGCUGUGCAACAGCAUUGUCUCUAAUUAGUCCUAUAUGCAUAUUCACAUCUGAUAAAUACUUAAGUUUAAACAAAACAAAUGCAGUCUCAGUCAGUGUGUCACUUACCUUGAUAUAGUAAUACAUCUUAUUCAAGUCUUAAAAAUCUAGGAAGUUCAAUUUACUGAAUUUUGCUGCAGGAGUUUCCAGGAGGAAAUAGAAAUUCCCAGUGCAUUUUCCAAAGUAUUUGUGCAUUUUGCUGCAGUCUGUGCUCUAUCAGGUGUGACAACACACAAAAAACAGAAACCUGCUCCCAGAUGAAUUUAUAGUGGCUAAGGGAUUGAAUGGGCAAUUUCAAAGUUUAUAACCUUAAAAGACAAAGCUUUAGAGAGGUACAAAAGUAAAACUUAAGAUGUGCUUGGUUCCCUGUAAAAGUCUAGAUAUGCAUUCCAACAGUUACUUAAGUAAAUUAAAAAUGUGGUUGUGCAGGUGUAAUCAUUUCACCUAAAAUACUAAAACUCAGACAAUGGGGAAAAAAACUGAUUGAAAACAAAUUGCUGAAACCUUUGAAUUUCUCAAAAGCUGAAGAGCACCAGAAGUCUAUCCUUUUUUUCCAGAGUGAGUUUUUGUUGGGUUAUUGUUUGUUGGAUUUUUAAAUAUGUUUUUUAAAGUAUAUCAUCCAAGCUUUAUUAUUAGGAAAGAACUUAAAUAUCUAAAUGAAAUAUUUAUUUAAGUUUGCUCACUUAAAUUUAUUUACAUACAAUGAGUUUCAGAAGACUGUUAACCAAAAUAAAUCUCAGUUGGGUAAAGACCUUGAACUAGAGAGGCUGAUAGCAGGAGACACUAUUUAAAAGGUAACAGAUUUUAACAGCUUUGUGGUACAUAAACAAAAAGGGGUAUCAAGAUACAGAACUGGAUUUUUCUGAAAACUAUUUGUGUUCAAAAUUAUUUUAACAAUUUACAAGGAAAUGUUAUUUCCUUAUAGUCUUUAAAAACACAUUAAUACAAUAUAAACAAUUAAGGCUUUUAAAAUGCAAAACAUUCAGUAGUUGAACUUGUAGAUGCCAUUACAGUGCUGGAUAAUGGUGUCACAUGAUGAGAAGUAUUUCAUUCACAUACAUUGGUACAAAUGAUACUGCAUGACUAGAUUUAAUUGUGUCAUGCACCUCUAAAACACAAGUUAA
This is a messenger RNA of Melospiza melodia melodia, 5670 nucleotides long. RefSeq names its product SAFB like transcription modulator (gene SLTM). NCBI's taxonomy places the organism in Eukaryota, Metazoa, Chordata, Aves, Passeriformes, Passerellidae. The record is from RefSeq and is a predicted model, not a curated record. The transcript is spliced from 21 exons. Gene Ontology annotation, cellular component: nucleus. Gene Ontology annotation, molecular function: RNA binding; sequence-specific DNA binding. Gene Ontology annotation, biological process: regulation of transcription by RNA polymerase II; regulation of mRNA processing. Bases 1 to 3123 code for a protein of 1040 amino acids.